Arachis stenosperma is the source of this 1533-nucleotide messenger RNA. Its product is annotated as equilibrative nucleotide transporter 3-like. The transcript has 10 exons. Gene Ontology annotation, biological process: nucleoside transmembrane transport. The record is from RefSeq and is a predicted model, not a curated record. Gene Ontology annotation, molecular function: nucleoside transmembrane transporter activity. NCBI's taxonomy places the organism in Eukaryota, Viridiplantae, Streptophyta, Magnoliopsida, Fabales, Fabaceae. Gene Ontology annotation, cellular component: plasma membrane. Bases 143 to 1384 code for a protein of 413 amino acids.
UGCGUUGGAGCUUAGAAGUGAGUUAUCUGUGUGUGAACAAAGCAUUAUCCUUAAUACAGCAAGGGAAUAAACAAAUCAAUGCAAUGCAAUGAUCAUAACAAAAUAAACUCAGCUAGGUCAAAAGGAAGUAUCCGAGGCAGCCAUGGUUACCGCAGACGAUCCUCCAACAAGACUUCAGGGAAAGUAUACAGCAAUAGCAGUGUGUUGGUUUCUUGGAAAUGGAUGUCUUUUCGCAUGGAACAGUAUGCUGACAAUAGUAGAUUACUACAGUAUCUUGUUUCCGAGAUACCACCCUUCAAGAGUUCUUACUCUUGUAUACCAGCCAUUUGCAGUUGGAACGAUUGCAACACUUGCCUACAACGAAGAAAGAAUAAACACAAGAUUUCGGAACCUAUUUGGAUACAUUCUUUUCUUCGUAGCCACUCUUUUGGUGUUAGUUAUAGAUUUAGCAACAUCUGGUAGAGGAGGAAUUGGAACUUUCAUUGGUAUAUGUGCAGUAAGUGGUGCAUUUGGAAUAGCAGAUGCUCAUGUCCAAGGUGGAAUGGUGGGAGACCUUUCAUUUAUGCAUCCUGAAUUGCUUCAGUCUUUCCUUGCUGGUGGAGCAGCAUCAGGUGCAUUAACUUCUGCUUUGAGGUUAGUUACAAAAGCUGCAUUUGAGAACUCCAAAGAUGGUCUUCGCAAAGGAGCACUUCUGUUCUUUGGCAUAACAACAUUCUUUGAGCUUCUUUGUGUCAUUCUCUAUGCAUUUGUGUUUCCCAAAGUACCAAUUGUGAAGUAUUACCGAUCAAAAGCAGCAUCAGAAGGAGCAAAAACUGUUUCAGCUGAUCUUGCAGCCGCUGGCAUCCAGACCUCAUCUGACAAUGAAGAUGUAAAGAAACAAGAGCGCAAAGGAAAGAAGCAAUUGUUAAUGGAGAACAUUGAUUAUGCAAUUGAUUUGUUCCUCAUAUAUUCUCUAACACUGUCUAUCUUCCCUGGAUUCUUGUCAGAAGACACUGGAAAACAUAGUUUGGGCGCUUGGUAUGCUCUUGUUUUGAUUGCCAUGUACAAUGUGUGUGACUUAAUCGGAAGAUACAUUCCCCUAGUGAAAUGCAUUAAAAUGGAGUCUCGAAAGUUGCUCACAACAACAAUAGUUAGUCGUAUCUUACUUAUACCGGCAUUUUAUUUCACUGCAAAGUAUGGUGACCAAGGUUGGAUGAUGUUGUUGACAUCUUUCUUGGGAUUAUCAAAUGGUUAUCUCACUGUCUGUGUUCUUACCAGUGCACCCAAAGGUUACAAGGGACCAGAGCAAAAUGCCUUGGGAAACAUAUUGGUGUCGUUUCUUCUUGCAGGCAUUUUUGCUGGGGUAACACUUGAUUGGUUGUGGUUAAUAGGUAAAGGGUGGUGAUACCUUCACUAAGCCAACUAGGGGAAUUGCCAAGUCAUUGUUAAUUUAUUAAAUAGGACUCAUUUUUUAUAUAUUUUUAGCAUCAGACAUGACUAAGAUUGGUUUUUUUUAUUUAUUAUUUUAGAGUUAGAGUUAGAGUAAAUAUUUCU